CUGUGGGGCAAGAAGAAGAAGAACCACUGCAGUUGCAGUUUCCUAAUUUCCUCAUGGUAUUUGGACUGAAACGAUGAGCAAAUGCGCGCGGUGCUGCUGCGAGACAACAGGAGAGAACCGCAUGGUUACCGACAGCUGCGGCCACGCCAAGUGUCGCCUCUGUCUGGUAGCGGAUGUGUCCGAUUGCUUGGAGUGCCGCGUUGCAAAUCAGGAGAGUGCGGCCCCCGCCGCCCAACUGGAUGCCAAGCCAAGGACAGCCGCGGACAAGUGCAUUUUAGUAACGGAUCAGGGCUAUCACUGUACUGUGUGCAACAAGGACUUCCGUAGCCGUACCCAGCAGUACUACCACCUAGCUUGCGGCAACGAUCAGCUCAAGAAGUUUAGCUGUAAUGAGUGCAGCCGCAGGUUUGCUACCCGUUCCCACUUGCAGUACCACCUUAGCAGCCAUGAAAAACAAACGAAGCACUCCUGCAGCGUCUGCAACAAGCGGUUUAAGCAGCAAGUCGUAUUGAACCGCCACAUGCGCACCCACAGCACCGAGCUUCAUGUGUGUCCGCAAUGUCCCAAGGAGUUUCGACGGGAGAGCUCUCUGAAAAGUCAUUUGGCCGCGCACUCUGAUCUCGGCCUGCCCUAUAAUUGCGAGCUAUGCUCCAAGCAGUUCCAGAGUAAGGCCAAUCUGAAACAACACUGUCGAAAGCAUGACAAGAACAGUUUGCGACACAAGUGCAAGGUCUGCCAGAAGUCCUUCCUGCGCCAGUCCACGCUCCGCCUGCAUAUAAAACGUCAUUCGAAUCGCGAGCGUCUCUCCUGUCCCCUGUGUGGAAAAAGCUACAACGAUGCGGACGCCCUGGCCCGCCACCAGAAGCAACACAUAACUGGUGGCGAGCGAUACCGAUGCGUUCAGUGCGAGAUCACAGUAAACCGAAAGGAUAAUAUGCUCCGACACUUGCGCUCCAUGCAUCCAGGGGUUGCAUUUGAGAAUUGUGUAGAAAUCGUUACACCCAAUCCUAAUCCCCAGGAGCCUGCACUGGUGGAGCAGAGACCGGUGGAGAGUCUGAGGUACAACAGCGUGAUCAAGAGCGUUGGAAACGUCGAGCCAGUGAUGCUACCACAGUCGCCGCAUCCUGAAGUGCCGUUGGAAAAACCAGCACCCAACCCAGUGCCAAUGUCGCUACCAGUUGCUAUGCCUGAGAAGAACGUCCAGCUGUAUCGCAAGAUCAUCCUGGACCUGGACAACGAGGAGUACUCCGAGAUGAGCCUUGACGAGGGAGAUGAAACCGCCACUGCACAGAACGCUCAGGAUCUCGGUCUGCAGCAGAGCCAACCGCGUUGCCCGGGCCACGGGAGCUCCAAAUUUAGCGAGAUGCACUGGCGCAAGAAUUUCAAAGCCUCAUACGAAAAGGGGCGCACAAAUUGAUAGCAUGCCAGCGCU
This is a messenger RNA of Drosophila serrata, 1432 nucleotides long. RefSeq lists its product as uncharacterized. The record is from RefSeq and is a predicted model, not a curated record. Lineage: Eukaryota; Metazoa; Arthropoda; Insecta; Diptera; Drosophilidae. Gene Ontology annotation, cellular component: nucleus. Gene Ontology annotation, biological process: regulation of gene expression.